Messenger RNA from Punica granatum (pomegranate), 2029 nucleotides. Lineage: Eukaryota; Viridiplantae; Streptophyta; Magnoliopsida; Myrtales; Lythraceae. The record is from RefSeq and is a predicted model, not a curated record.
UCAAAAAGCUUCCAUCCACCGCCGCUUCCUGCUCACGGGAAAACUGCUCAGACUCCUUUACGUUCAUUUCUUUAUAAAUCCAUCUGUCCCAAAUAGCCCGGUUCGACAAUUAUUGUGCUGCAUUCUCCCUCGAUGGCCAAUGGUGAAGAGUCAAAGAAACCAGAGCGACAUCAGUUCCCCCUUGACCCUACCUCCUACAAGAUCCUUGAUGAGAUUGGGGUAGGAGUCAGCGCGGUGGUGUACAAGGCAGUGUGCUUGCCCAUGGACUCGGUGGUGGUCGCGAUCAAGUCGAUUGACCUUGAUCAGUCCCGCGCGGACUUUGACAGCGUCAGGCGGGAGGCCAAGACCAUGUCCCUCUUAUCCCACCCCAACAUCCUCAACGCUCACUGUUCCUUCACAGUGGGCCGCCGCCUCUGGGUUGUGAUGCCCUUCAUGUCUGCAGGGUCCUUGCAGUCGAUCGUGGCCUCUUCCUUCCCUGGCGGACUAUCAGAGCCGCCCAUUGCUGUGGUCCUAAGGGAUACUCUGUUGGCUCUCUCUUACCUGCACAAUCAAGGCCAUCUGCACAGAGACGUCAAAGCUGGUAACAUCCUUGUGGACUCAAAUGGGUCCGUUAAGUUGGCAGAUUUUGGGGUCUCAGCUUCCAUCUACGAGUCAAAUACGAGCCAAGGAUUCUCGUGCUCUUCUUCGUCGUCCCUUUUGAUGACUGAUGUUACUGGGACACUGUAUUGGAUGGCGCCAGAGGUGAUCCAUUCACACACCGGGUAUAGCUUCAAGGCCGAUAUAUGGUCCUUUGGGAUCACGGCCAUGGAACUGGCCCACGGUCGGCCCCCUCACUCUCACCUUUCCCCUUCGAAGUCCCUAUUUAUGAAGAUCACGAAGAGGUUCCGAUUCUCCGACUAUGAGAAGCUCAAGAAGGAUAGUAACAAGAAGUUCUCAAAGGCUUUCAAGGACAUGGUUGCUUCCUGUCUGGACCAAGACCCCUCGAGGAGGCCCAUGGCUGAUAAGCUCUUGAAGCAUCCCUUCUUCAAGAACUGCAAGGGUUCGGACUUCCUUGUAAAGAGCUUACUGCUCGGAUUGCCCAGUGUUGAAGAACGAUUCCGGCGGACCAAGUUCCUUCACUCUAUAUCCAUCCACAAGGGAGGUGAAGAGUGCGAAGAUGAUGAAGAAGCUGGCAUGAGGGUGAGAAGAAUCAGCGGGUGGAAUUUCAAUGAGGACAUGCUCGAAUUCGAUCCGGUAUUCCCCAUCGAAUGUGCCCAAGAUGACUCAACGACCAAGCCCACUCGACUCACUGAGGAAUCAAUAUUGAAAGAGAAAGCAGCCGAGUUCGGGGUUGAGUCGGGUGUGUCAUCUUGUGGAGGCACGGACGAAUCGAGCCUGAGCUCACCCGCUGCCCAAGUGGCAGGGGACGACCAGAGCCAGGGAGCCGGAGCUCAGGGACUCGAUAGGGAGGCAAUGAUCGGGACCUUGGUGGUGCUAAAAAGGAGCUUGGAGGAUGAGAUUCAGAAGGUGAAUUAUCUGAUUGGGCUGUUAGGGUUAGGGUUAGGGCUUGGAGGGGAGGGAAGAUCAAGCAUGGAGGCAGGCAGCAGCACUAGCAGCAAGGAGGAGCAGCUGGUUAUGGUGAUUGAAAGGCUGAGGGCUGAGUUGGAGAUGGAGAGGAAGAGGAACUUGGACUUGGAAGUUCAAAUGGAGUCUCUUCGGCGCCAAAUUCCAAAAAAUUAGAAAACUAGCUAGGGUUGGGGUCGCGUGUCCGAUGGAGCAGCAGUGCUUGUGAGCUACUCAAUCUCGGGUUUCGACUAUGUCAAGAGUUUAAACCAAUUGCUAACAAUGUCAUAAUCUCUAUUUAUUUUGAAUAUAAGCAUUCCUACUUGAACUAGGAUCCGGGCAUGAUGCCCUCGAUUAAAUCUCGAGCUGAUAGCAGAUGCUCACAGUUAUGUAUACAUAGAUAAGCUCAAUCAAGAUGACAGUUUGUUGUAAGUACAGAGUGUGAUAUCGAAUUAUGGAAGUUCCAACCAUAUUCCGAAAUUGCAAA